Molecule: messenger RNA, 447 nt
Organism: Durusdinium trenchii
Lineage: Eukaryota; Dinophyceae; Suessiales; Symbiodiniaceae
Source: the annotation of a GenBank genome assembly
AUGGCCUUGAAGGCCCAAAUCACCUUGAUAGUUCCCGUGCAGGACUGGCGGCUUUGCCUUGGUUCGUGGGCCUUGCUUCAGCGACGCCGGGCUCGCGCGGGCACAAGCGCUCGCGGAGGAGGAGUUGUCGAAAGUGAAAAGCCAUUUACUCACCACGGGGCCAUCGAUGAGGAUGCUGACUCCCACCGGGAGCCGAAGGUGCACGCUGGGGAGAGCGAACGAGUGGCGGCAAUACUGCAACCAGGUGACUUGCUUUUAUUCCUCUACUCCACCAAGCACGCGGCAGUUCCAAAUCUCUCCGACCAGGAUCGUUGCCUUUUGUAUUCUGUGUAUGGCCCGGAGAAUGUGCAAGAUGAGAUCAAUUGCUGCGAUGGAAGGCCUUCGCUGAAGACCUACAGCAAAGCAGAAGCAGAGAUUUUGCUCAUGAUGGCCAAUGCAUUGCAGUGA